Molecule: messenger RNA, 5300 nt
Organism: Corythoichthys intestinalis (scribbled pipefish)
Lineage: Eukaryota; Metazoa; Chordata; Actinopteri; Syngnathiformes; Syngnathidae
Gene: ankrd33aa
Product: ankyrin repeat domain 33Aa
Exons: 6
Coding region: 1184-2509 (441 amino acids)
Molecular function (GO): protein binding
Source: RefSeq, a predicted model, not a curated record
GGGCUGUUGAAGGACUGAAAGAGCUGUGGAGACAAGUGAGAAAGAUGAGCGAGAGAGGAUGGGUGGGGUUACUUGACUACCUCAGCAGACUGUGAGGGGAGCAAGGGUUGUCGCUGUCUGUUUCUUUUCUUAAUCCCUAAAUCUUCUGUAAUCGGGAUGAGAGAGCGAGGGCAUGCUGCCUGAUUUAGGACCGAAAUCUAUGUUAGGACUAACUGGCCAUUACAAGAGAUGGAGGGAGGGGACAGAGUGGAGCCACAGCCACUUUGGGGAACUUAAACUGAACCAAAUUCUCAAAAGAGAAGGAGUCCAACACAACAAGAUGCUUGAGUCAGUCAUCCACACUGAGAGAAAGGAAGAGGACCCUCUAAGGUUGGAUUCUUUUAGACUUUCUUCUUGCUAUCUCCAUCAACGGAAUGUAAAUGGACAGCUCUUUCUGGACUCAAAGAAGCUGCCUGGUGAAAUUGUGACAUGCGUCAGCGCAGCGGCUACAUGAUCACUCCAAUGUAAAGGAAUGCAAGUUUCCUGGAUUUUUUUUUUUUUUUUUUUGGGAGAAAGGUUUUUCAGACUAACCAAUCACACAGGGUAUCACCUCUUGAUGCAUGAUUUUUGGAAGAUUUAAGUGACCAUGAAAAUCCCAAAUAUCAGAGACGACAUACUGCAAGCAUGUGAUAUAAGCCUUGACUCAUGUAUUAUUGCCAUCAGGCUGCCAGGAAGAGUCACCAUCACUUCUGUUACAUGUCACUCAACAGCAUGGCUGAGGGGUGGACAUCUGACUCGCAAUAAACCACCAAAUUGCUUACUGUAUCUUUGAUGAAGCUGCUGAGGCCUUAAUGCAUUCUGGUGUUGUCUUGCUGGUCACUUUGAGAACAGAGGACACAAAAAUACUGAAAACAUCCUUCAGUUCCAAAAGGCCUGGUUGUUGUUGUUUUGAAUGAAUGUAUGAAAUUUUUUAUUGGCAUCAUCAUCGGUAUCAUUGACAAUCAUUGACAAUUACAAAAUGUGAUAUGAUUUGCCCGAAGGAACCGAAGAAGAAGACAAAGGCGGACGGGAGGAAGCAUAUGCUUAUCAGUUUCCCGUCCCCCAUACAACUAAAGACGCACACUUAGACAUGGUCAGAAUGACACCAAGAAGACCAGGUCCUCAGGUGUGAUCCCAGCAGAAGUGGGCGGGCAGCGGGGGGCUCAUGGCCUCGUCGUGUGAGGACCCCCACUUGGGCACUGGCCCAUCUGAGGAUUCAGAGAUUAACCUGGAUGAUUCUGACACUGGAAGCAUCCUCUCUGAUGAUUCAGUGCUUCCUAAUUUUGAAAGAGAUGACAAGUAUGCAGAGCCGCCAAGAACACUAUAUGAAGCAUGUGUUCGGAAUGAUCCUGUCUCCUUGCGAAGGAUACUAGAGAGAGGCGUUAACAAGGAAGAGGCCAUGGAAUUGGAUAUUAACAGCAGGAAUGGACUGAUGGUGGCGGUGAGCAAAGGAUUUAUAGACGUGAUCACCACACUGCAUGUCUGCCCUCUAAUAGACAUCAACCACCAAGACAACGAUGGCAACUCUGCCCUAAUGAUUGCAGCCCAGGCUGGCUUCGCCACUAUUCUGAACUACAUCCUCAAUUACUACUCUGGUGUGGACACUGAGGUCAGGGAUCCCCGUGGCUUCACAGCUCUAAUCAAGGCAGGCCUUCAGGGCAGAGAAGACUGCGUGUCAGCCCUCCUCAUGCAUGGUGCCGAUAUGAAUGCAAUGGACUACGUUCAAGGGCGCGGCCUGAAAGAUUGGGUCUUGCGGACAGGUAGAUUUGAGACAAUGAACAGGAUACGCUACCUGCAAACUCAUCCCGUCGCUGAGCAGUUUUGUGAUAACUACAAACCUGAGUGGCCAGAGCUCAAGCAGCUGGUGGCAAAGGCGACUGCCAGCAAAAGCACAGGCCAGAAACUGCGGCAGCGCUUGAAAGACAGCUUCACUUUCAGCUUCCCUCAGGACCCCCAAUACAAUGGGGUCAUGGAUCAUAUGGUGCGAAUGACUACGAGCAUCCACAGCCCACUUGUGGUCACUGCUUGCCAUCCGCUGUGUCCCAGCAGCCCCCCGGAAAUUGGGAAGCGGAGGCUGGCUGUUCCCGAACUUCUUGAGAAGCACAGCAGCAAAGAGCUGGAGGAAAGCACAGUGUCUCACAGCAACGGCUCCCUCGCUUCCUUUUCUUCCGGUGCUGCAUCUGUCGCCUCGGUAUCCCUAACCUCCUGCUGCCAGGAGACCGAGCGCAGAGAAAGCGUGCCACCCGGGGGCAUGAGAGGCUUUAUUCCCCGCAGCAUGGCACACAGGAACAGUAUUUUCCCCUCAGGUUGCGUCCCGAAAAUUGAAGUGACCAGAUCUGGUGAACCUACUCCAAAGAAAGAGAAGAAAAAGAAGCGGCAAAAGGGAUACCUGGAGCCUCCUGUGUGGAAGUACAAAGAAGCCAAGGAGGAGAAAAAGAGGGAGAAGAAGAUAAAGGAGCAAGAGAGAAUAGCCAAGGGGUCCAAAAGUUGAGGAUAACCGAACCAGAACUGGAUGUUUUGAUUGAAGAAUUUGGAUUCUGUGGAAAACUAUUUUGAUGCAAAGUUUUUAUGUGCUUCCGGGAUAAAUAUGCAAUAUUGACUGAAUUCACAAAACAUGCCCUGUCUUUCAUUCAUUUACCAAAUUUCAGUGAUUUAUACACCAUAACAAAAGCUUUAAUUGUUAUUUUUGUUUUAAUUAGAAGUAAAAGUCUUACCUGUCCCUGACUGGAAUUAUUGCCACGUAGAAUGUAAUGUGGUACCUUGAUUUACGAUCUCAUCGACAUAGGACCCUUUCGACAUCCGACGUAAACUUUGUCUUGUCAUUUGUCUCGACAUAUGACGACAUGCUUGAAAUACGACAGUUUUAUGACAACGUCGCAAUUUCAUUGUUUUCCUGCAAGACGGACGCACAGCGGAUUUUCUUUUGCGAGAAAUUAACAUUGGUCCCAAGAAGGUUAGUGCAGGUGGUGAAAAAAGGAAAAAGGUGACGCUCAGCAGUGGAAUUAAGAUGGAAAUGAUAGGAAAAUAUGAUCGUGGUGUGCACCGGCCGGAAUACUGUAUGUCUAUGAUCUUCACCGUUCUCCUCCAACCUCUGUUCGCCAAUCUUUAUGAGUUAAAGUGACAAUUAUUAUUGUAGUAACGUCGGCAAAGAAGCCACCAGCUUUGUCAGGUUUUUAAUCAUUAAUUUCAGAACUUUUGCAACACAAAACGACUGCAGUCCGCCAUAGCCGACGCCAACAACAACAUGAAAAGAGAAAGUAAAAUCUCUUCCACACCUCUCUCACUCUGUCGUCAGUCAACUGUUGCGUUCAGGAACAGCAUGCAAAACACAACUGCCACAUUAGAACCCAGUUCGUUACAUAUUUAUUAUAUCAUUAUUCUGAUUUGUAUUCAUAAUUUAUUUGUUUUGUUAUGUGUUAUUGUUAUUUGUAAUUGUACCAACAGUAUUUAUAAACAAUUUAGCGUAGGUUUUUGGGCUUUGGAACGAAUUAGUCGAAUUAUAAUGUAUUCUUAUGGGAAAAUCCCGCUCGACAUACGACCAUUUCGACUUACAAACCAGGUCCUGGAACGAAUUAAAUUUGUAUGUAGAGGUACCACUGUACUGUAUGUAGAAAACAAAUCUCUGAAUUCACUUGACAAGGUUUUCCAAUACUGGGAGCAAAAUCAUUGUUUUUAACCCCAAAUAAUGAGGCCAUAUUUGAGAACAUUUAAUAUCAUAUUAUAAUGGGAAGUUGUAUUGAACACGAUGUACAAUACUUUAUGCUGGAUAUGUUGGCUCAACAAAAAGACUCUCGAAAAAGUAAAACCUACUAGAUGCCUUAUAUGUCCUCAAGGCAGGACUCUUACCACAGCUCUUUAACGUUACUAGCUAGUUCCAUUAGUUCCUAAAAAAUUAAAGCACAUAGUUGUUUACUCUUUGUCUGGUGUGCACAUUUCUAUUCAACAAUUAGAAUCUCAGAAUAAAACAUACGUAUAUCACUUUUUCCCCCCGAGUAGGCGUGGUUGUGAAAAUCAAGUUUGUAAGACACAUAUUUGACUCAUAUAAUGUAUAUACUCUGUGCGUAUGUACAUACACUGCUCAAAACAAUUAUUAGAGGAACACUGCGAAAACACAUCAGAUCUAAACAGGGGGAAAUGAUCUUGAAUAUCUUUCCUGAUAAUAAGUGGGUGAUGUAUUAGUAACAAAAUGAUGCCACGAACGUAAUUAGGAAUUAAAAUGAUCACCCUAAAGAGGGGUAAAUCAGAGACACCCUGAAAAUGAAAAUGAAAAAAUGAUGCAGCAGACUGGUCCAUUUUGCCAAAAUGUCAUUGUAGCGACUCAAAAUGAUUUUCAGUUGUUUGUGUGGUCCCCACCUGCUUAUACCCAUGCUUGACAAUGUUGGGGCAUGCUCCUAAUAGGACAAUGGAUGGUGUCCUGGGGAAUCUCCUCCCAGAUCUUGACCAGGGCAUCCCUGAGCUCCUGGAGUCUGAGGAGCAACAUGGCAGAUGGACCGAAACAUAAUGUCCCGGGGUAAUCUAUUGGGUUUAGGUCUGGUGAACAUGGACGCCAGCCAUUGGUAUCAAUUCCUUCAUUCUCGAGGAACUGCCAGCAUGCUCUAGCCGCAUGAGGUUUGGCAUUGUCAUGGACCAGGUCCCACUGCACCAGCGUAGGUUCUGACAAUGGGUUCAAGAAGAUUUCUAAGCUGUAGAGGUCUGUGCGUCCUUCCAGGGAUAUGUCUCCCCAGACCAUCACUGACCCACCACCAAACCUGUCAUGCUGAAUGACGUUGCAGGCAGCUUGACAUUCUCCACAGCAUCUACAGACACUUUCAUGUCGGUCGCAUGUGCACAAAUUAAACAUGCUCUCAUCAGUAAAGAGCACAGCGCGCCAGUGGCGUAGUUGUGAAUUCUUGCGGUCCCUGGCAAAUGCCAAUCGAGCUCUGGGCAGUGAGCACAAGGCCCACUAAAGGACAUCAGGCACUCAGGCCACACUCGUGGAGCCUGUUUCUGAUAGUUUAAGAAACAUGAGCAUUGACAGUCAGUCCUCCUUGUUUAAAUGAAUUACAUGUCUAUCAUUAUGAAUGGCGGGCAAUGAGUAAUUAAUCUCUUCUUUAUUUAUUUUUAAAACUGUCUUUUUGACAUUUUAAAAAAAGAGGAUUAUUUAUUUGUUGUUGUAAAUGUUGAUUGCCUACAUGUGCCCUGCAAUUGGUUGACAACCAAUUCAGGGUGUACGCUCCUGCCAAUAAUUAGUUUGGAUAGACUCUAGCACCGCCGCAACACCUGUUAACCCCCCCCCCCCCCUC